This is a messenger RNA of Pygocentrus nattereri (red-bellied piranha), 1400 nucleotides long. Its product is annotated as G-protein coupled bile acid receptor 1. NCBI's taxonomy places the organism in Eukaryota, Metazoa, Chordata, Actinopteri, Characiformes, Serrasalmidae. The record is from RefSeq and is a predicted model, not a curated record. The transcript has 2 exons. Gene Ontology annotation, biological process: chemical synaptic transmission; G protein-coupled receptor signaling pathway, coupled to cyclic nucleotide second messenger. Bases 312 to 1349 code for a protein of 345 amino acids. Gene Ontology annotation, cellular component: membrane; dendrite. Gene Ontology annotation, molecular function: neurotransmitter receptor activity; G protein-coupled serotonin receptor activity.
GGCACGCCUCUAUCCUCACUGCAGAUUUGUCUGGUCACGGCAAAAGAAGGACUCAGCAUUGAGCAUUCUUUUCAGGAUGAGAAGAAAACCGAGCAUAAAGAAAAGGAGGACUUUACAAGUGUAGGCUCUGUAUUGGCUUGGCUGAUGGCUGGUGUAUGACCUUCUUGCUUGGCCCCUGCCAGACUAGCCUGGCAGUGAGGAGUUGAUUUGUUUCUGGGGUGUUUUUUUGUCCACUGAUGUUUGUUUCACAUGAAAAAAAAGGGUGGACCUCUCAGUGCAAGACGAUGUAGAAGUAACGGGAAGCAUGUACGAUGACCACCAUGGUUUGCAACGACACGAGGAGCAGUGGACAGGAAGCACAGCUGAUCUAUGCCAUCACUCUGCCUCUGUCUGCCACCAUCAUUUUGGCCAAUCUACUGAUCAUUUUGGGCAUUGCCUCUAGCCGCCAGCUCCACAACGCCCGUAACUACUUGUACCUGAGCCUGCUAGUGGCUGAUCUGUGCAUGGGCGUGGCCUUGCCCUUCAUCCCCUGGAUGAGUCUGAGCCGCCCUCUCGCCUUCUCCUCCUGCCUGAUGGUACACAUCUUCCCCAACUUCCUAUUCCUGGCCUUUAUCUUUAACCUGGUACUGGUAUACUAUGAGCGCUACAUGAGUAUUGUCAGCCCGGUGCUACCAGGCCACUUCUGGCCACGCAGCCGCUUUGUUCCAGCCCUGCUGGCUGUGUGGCUGCUCCCUCUGGUCUACGCCCUGCUGCCUGCUUUCGGCUGGAACAACAAGGACAGGUUUGACGAGGUCGGCAGUGGUUGGUGUCCUGCAGCCAACAACACGGUCCACUCUGUGGCUAUGCCUAAAGACAACUGUUGCAUAUACCAUAAUAUCUUUCCGGAUACCUUCAUCUACUUGGAGGUUUAUGGCCUGCUGGUGCCCGCCAUUGUCUCCAUCGCCGCCAUGACUGGCCGAGUGUUGUGGAUCACACGGGUCCAGAUGAGGGACAUCCAGCGGCAGCAGCGGGCCGUGAACAGCACAGAGCAGAGGCGCAAGCUGGGGCUGCGCUAUACUCGCUGCGUGGCCACUGUCUCCCUGGCCUUCCUUGUCUGCUGGUUGCCGUACAUCAUCUACACACUUUUGUGCAUGGUCUUCCUGCAGAAUCAUGAACCACAAGUGAACCGUACUGCGUACAUUGUGCUCUCUUGCACUGGUGUGGGUGGCAUGUCCACAGUGCCACUCCUCUUGGGUCUUGCCAACAGGGAGUACACCAACCCCGCCAGGAGACUGUUGCGCAAGGUAUGGCACCGCUGGCACAGGACGCACCAACAAAGGGAUGUUAACCUUCAGGUGUUUCACAGUUAAAACUGGGCAUUGGCAGUAUAUGGCACUGGAUUACUGGAUACCAAUAUAUUG